This is a messenger RNA of Saimiri boliviensis boliviensis (Bolivian squirrel monkey), 2586 nucleotides long. RefSeq names its product Fas associated factor 1 (gene FAF1). Gene Ontology annotation, molecular function: ubiquitin binding; NF-kappaB binding. Gene Ontology annotation, cellular component: endoplasmic reticulum; nucleus. Lineage: Eukaryota; Metazoa; Chordata; Mammalia; Primates; Cebidae. The record is from RefSeq and is a predicted model, not a curated record. Gene Ontology annotation, biological process: ERAD pathway.
AACCAGGGGCGGAGGCGGCGGCCAGGGAGGAAGCGGAGGAGGCGGAGGCGGCCGUGGCGUUCACCCGCCCGCUCACUCUCUCGGUUUCCCCGCCCCCGCCGGCUUAACGCCGCUGAAGGGAGCCGGGUGCGCGCUGCUGCAACCUAUCCUCAUCGUGGCCGGCUACUGUAAGACCAGACCCAUAUCCAGACCAAUCUCCCUGUCCGGGCGUCUGCGACGCGGGCUCCGCAGGUCGCAGGCAGGCGGCCGGGGCGCCUGAAGGUUACCGAGUGCAUGAACGCCUAGCGCCUCCUGCGCUGCCCCGCCCGCCGGCCAGCCGGUCCGUCCGCCGGCUCGCCCGCCAGCCCCCCGGCGCCCGGCGGCGGCGGCGGCGGCGACGACGGUCGCAGGAAGCGCGAUCUCCCUACCAGGUGCGCGCUUUGCUCCCGGAGCCGCGGAGCUCGGCGGCGGCCAUGGCGUCCAACAUGGACCGGGAGAUGAUCCUGGCGGAUUUUCAGGCAUGUACUGGCAUUGAAAACAUUGAUGAAGCUAUUACAUUGCUUGAACAAAAUAAUUGGGACUUAGUGGCAGCUAUCAAUGGUGUAAUACCCCAGGAAAAUGGCAUUCUACAAAGUGAAUAUGGAAGUGAGACCAUACCAGGACCUGCAUUUAAUCCAGCAAGUCAUCCAACUCCAGUUCCUACUUCCUCCUCUUCUUCCUCUUCGGCGUUUCGACCUGUAAUGCCAUCCAGGCAGAUUGUAGAAAGGCAACCUCGGAUGCUGGACUUCAGGGUUGAAUACAGAGACAGAAAUGUUGAUGUGGUACUUGAAGACAGCUGUACUGUUGGAGAGAUUAAACAGAUUCUAGAAAAUGAACUUCAGAUACCUGUGUCCAAAAUGCUGUUAAAAGGCUGGAAGACGGGAGAUGUGGAAGACAGUACGGUCCUAAAAUCGCUACACUUGCCAAAAAACAACAGUCUUUAUGUCCUUACACCAGAUUUGCCACCACCUUCAUCAUCUAGUCAUGCUGGUGCCCUGCAGGAGUCAUUAAAUCAAAACUUCAUGCUGAUCAUCACCCACCGAGAAGUCCAGCGGGAGUACAACCUGAACUUCUCAGGAAGCAGUACUAUUCAAGAGGUAAAGAGAAAUGUAUAUGACCUUACAAGUAUCCCUGUUCGCCAUCAGCUAUGGGAGGGCUGGCCAACUUCUGCUACAGACGAUUCAAUGUGUCUUGCUGAAUCAGGGCUUUCUUAUCCCUGCCAUCGACUUACAGUGGGAAGAAGAUCUUCACCUGCACAGAUCCGCGAACAGUCCGAAGAACAAAGCACCGAUGUUCAUAUGGUUAGUGAUAGCGAUGGAGAUGACUUUGAAGAUGCUACAGAAUUUGGGGUGGAUGAUGGAGAAGUAUUUGGCAUGGCAUCAUCUGCCUUGAGAAAAUCUCCAAUGAUGCCAGAAAACGCAGAAAAUGAAGGAGAUGCCUUAUUACAAUUUACAGCAGAGUUUUCUUCAAGAUAUGGUGAUUGCCAUCCUGUAUUUUUUAUUGGCUCAUUAGAAGCUGCUUUUCAAGAGGCCUUCUAUGUGAAAGCCCGAGAUAGAAAGCUUCUUGCUAUCUACCUCCACCAUGAUGAAAGUGUAUUAACCAACGUGUUCUGCUCACAAAUGCUUUGUGCUGAAUCCAUUGUUUCUUAUUUGAGUCAAAAUUUUAUAACCUGGGCUUGGGAUCUGACAAAGGACUCCAACAGAGCAAGAUUUCUCACUAUGUGCAAUAGACACUUUGGCAGUGUUGUGGCACAAACCAUUCGGACUCAAAAAACAGAUCAGUUUCCGCUUUUCCUGAUUAUUAUGGGAAAGCGAUCAUCUAAUGAAGUGUUGAAUGUGAUACAAGGUAACACAACAGUAGAUGAGUUAAUGAUGAGACUCAUGGCCGCAAUGGAGAUCUUCACAGCCCAACAACAGGAAGAUAUAAAGGAUGAGGAUGAACGUGAAGCCAGAGAAAAUGUGAAGAGAGAGCAAGAUGAGGCCUAUCGCCUUUCACUUGAGGCUGACAGAGCAAAGAGAGAAGCUCAUGAGAGAGAGAUGGCAGAACAGUUUCGUUUGGAGCAGAUUCGCAAAGAACAAGAAGAGGAACGUGAGGCCAUCCGGCUGUCCUUAGAGCAAGCCCUGCCUCCUGAGCCAAAAGAAGAAAAUGCUGAGCCUGUGAGCAAACUGCGGAUCCGGACCCCCAGUGGCGAGUUCUUGGAACGCCGUUUCCUGGCCAGCAGCAAGCUCCAGAUUGUCUUUGAUUUUGUAGCUUCCAAAGGAUUUCCAUGGGAUGAGUACAAGUUACUGAGCACCUUUCCUAGGAGAGAUGUAACUCAACUGGACCCAAAUAAGUCAUUAUUGGAGGUAAAGCUGUUCCCUCAAGAAACGCUUUUCCUUGAAGCGAAAGAGUAAACACGGCCCAGCGGUGGAACCAGCCAUUCCUUGACAAACCGGCAGCCUGCGUCAGGAGAAGGGCUCCUUGCCAACCCACCCACUCGCUCGUCUCACUCAGUUCAGUGUCACACUUCUGCCUCUUGCAAAAUUGCUGGAAAAAGUCAUAAUAAACAUAGCUACUUAAGAUUUCCCA